ACUUCAAAUUUAAAAACCGGUAAACAGCUAUAAACAUAGAUUAUACACUUAAUAUAUUAUACACUUAAUAUAUUAGGCUAUAAAUUUAAUACACUUAUUAAGAGCUGGAGUAACUUUUAAUUACUUCUAAUUAGAGCUACUUCCAAGUUUCAAAAUAUAAAAAAAAAUCAAAACAAAGAACAUAGAUGUCUUGCUACGUUUACCGAGGAUUUAGAUAAAGUUCCAGGAUGCAUAUAAUCGGAAGCUUAAUACAGCAUAAAUCCUACACUAAAAGUUAAUUGUAUUUAUUUCAAUUUAUUGCCUUUUAAUGUUAUAUUGUCUAAUAGUUAGCAAAAGUACAUAAUGUUUAUUUACAUGAGUAAAAAGAUAGCCAUCCCAAAGCAGUCAAAAGUUUCUUGCAUAUCAUGGAAUCAUUCAUCGGGAUAUAUUGCAGUUGGUGGAGAAGAAGGGAUGUUAAAAGUUUUAAAAUUGGAAUCGGGUGGUGGAGGAAAUUUGUCAAUGAAUUUGAGUCUCGAGGGUCACACUGGCCAAAUAUGUGUGGCAAUAUGGAAUGAAGUUUUCCAGAAACUAACAACUAGUGAUGAACAUGGUGUCAUUAUUGUAUGGAUGCUAUACAAGGGAUCUUGGUAUGAAGAAAUGAUAAAUAAUAGAAAUAAAUCAACUGUUUCCAGUAUGUGUUGGGGUUCGGAUGGACAAAAAAUUUGCAUUGCUUAUGAAGAUGGAGCCGUAAUUGUUGGUUCUGUAGAUGGAUCUCGAGUGUGGGGUAAAGAUAUAAAAGGACCAGGCUUGGCUGCUGUUCAAUGGUCUCCGGAUAAUUCAAGUCUACUUUUUGCAUUAAGUAAUGGGGAACUGCAUUUAUAUGACGACCAAGGAAACUUUAUGAUGCCAGUAGCUGUGAAUGGCAUUAAUGGACCUAUGGAAGUAACUACCAUGGAUUGGUUUGCUGGCACGGCUCCACGCAAUAGACCUGUUUUAGCAGUUUGCUACCGUGGAGGUAUGCUGUUACUCAUGAAGAAUUGCAUUGAAGAAGAUAGUAUUCUAAUAGAUACGAAUAUGACGACAAUUGAUUGUCAUUGGAAUCACAUUGGUACAGUACUAGCUGUAGCAGGUCACACUAGCGAUAAUACAAAUGUAGUGCAAUUUUUUACUGCGUAUGGGGAGCAUAUAAGAACGUUACGGGUACCAGGUGGUACAAUGAGAGCACUGUCGUGGGAGAAGCGCUCGCUGCGACUCGCUAUAGCGGUAGAUUCGUUCAUAUAUUUUGCAAAUGUGAGACCGGAUCACAAAUACGCCUUCUACGGAAAUACGUUAGCUUUCAUAUCUGGCGCUGAAACUGUUACUUUUUGGGACACUGUAACUAACCAGUCUUGGGUGAAUCAUAUACCUGACGUUAUAGACAUGUAUGGAGCAGAGGAGUAUUGUAUAAUUGCAACAGUAAAUACGCUUAUAAUAUCGAAUCAACAGGGAAUCCAGUGUGACGCUAAAACAGUAAACGUAUCCAUGACUUAUGUUACAAUCAAUAGCAAAGCUAUUGCAGUUGCAGCGUCGAAAGAAUCCUUCAUGGUAUGGAAAUUUUCAACUCCGUCUCGAUCAUUGACUUCAGAACAGCUGUUCCAUCCCGACGGUAGUUUAUUAACAGCUAACGGUACCGCGUUUCAAGACGACACGAUAUGUUGUCUCGCGUGCUCCGACAGUCAUCUACUGAUCGGUCGAGAUUCCGGUACGAUACUGCUGUUCUCUUUACUAAGCUUCAAAAGAAUCACGUCGAUCAACAUAAAUUCGAGACCGUAUAAAAUGAGCUUGAACUCUAAUUCAAGUAAGUUUCUAGUUAUCGAUCAGCCGGGAUGUCUACAUAUUUUGGACACUGAUAUGUCAAAUAAUAUAAGCGUCGGUCAAGCGUUGCGCAAGGACGUGUGGAGCGCGAUGUGGGCCACGGACAACCCUCACAUGCUGGCUGCGGCUGAGAAGGCGCGACUCUACGUCAUGCGGGAUAAUGAACCCGAGGAGCCGCUCGUCAUGCAGGGAUAUCUAUGUAAAUUUAAGGAACUGGAAAUAACUACAGCAUUAUUGGAUAACUUGUCAGACAAAUGUUCACCACAACACAUAGUACGUGUCGAAGUGAAAUCGCUCAGAGACACGAGGCAGCUCAUUGAAAAAGUCGGAUUGAAAGAAGCGGAAAAUUUUAUAAAAGAUAAUCCCCAUCCGCAAUUAUGGUUACUGCUCGCUGAAGCGGCCUUGAGGAAAUUUGAAUCUGAGAACGCAGUCGAAACGGCCGAAGCUGCGUUUGUUAGGCGAAAUGAUUACGCAGGAAUUAAAUUUGUAUCGCGACUGAAUGCACUACAUUCCAGUGCCCUUAAGAAAGCCGAAAUAAUGGCAUAUUUCAAAGACUUCGAUGCCGCUGAAAAGAUUUAUUUAAAUGAAGACAGACGAGAUUUAGCUAUAGCUUUACGUAAACGUUUGGGACAUUGGUUUCGUGUGGUUGAACUUUUGAAAAUGUCGGCGAACACCACCGAUGCACACAUUAAACAAGCUUACGUCAAUAUUGGGGACUUCUACAUUGAUAGACAAAAUUGGAGCGGUGCUUUGGAAUACUAUAAAAUGUCCAAUAACACAGAAGGAUUGAAGAAAUGUUACAUGGCAUUAGAGGAUAAUGAAUCACUUUCCAAAUUAUUCAUAAGUUCUCCGAGAACCGCAAAGGAUACAAAAUUAAAACAAAAUGACGCUGAACUCUUGGACAGUAAAAUAAAUGAGCAGCCCUCCAUACAGUAUAUAAUACAACUUAAAGAGAGUGGUCGAACUAUUCAGGCUGCUAAUAUGGCGUUUCAGUUGGCUAAUGUCGAAGCUUCAAAAAAUGCAUCACCUCUGCGAAUAAAGAAGCUAUACAUACUGGCGGGUCACUUGUACAAUCAAAACCCAGGAGCGGCAGGGUGCACGGGAGCGGAGUGGUGGCGGCGUGGGGCGGCGCAGCACUGGCUGGCGACAGCCGCCUCCCCGAUGCGCCCCGACGCCGCCCUGCGCGCCGCCGCCCGCCUGCACGCGCUACUACCGGCGCUGCACCCCGCACAACAUCGCGCUGCCUGGUGCACAAUAGCCUCAAUAGCUAUUCAAAAUCGAGCAUUCGACCUGGCUUCUAAGGCGUUCAUUAAACUCGAAGCGAUGGACCCUGCUGUGUUCGAGAAUCUGGCAGUGGAAAUAUUUACGAGGUGCAGACCUAAAGAUGCAAAAGGAAACAGAAUCGAGUGUCCGAAUUGUGAAGGUUCAAUGCCGGAGUGGGUAUCGUCGUGUCCGCGGUGUUCGUGGCAGCUGGAGACGUGCGCAGUGUCAGGUCGGAGUCUGCACGGCUCGCACACGCUGUGGUGUUGCCGCGUGUGUGACGCGCGCGCUCCCAGACACGAGCUCGUCCUGAGGCACUCUUGUCCCUUGUGUCACGCAGAGCUCGCCUGAACAGAACACAGGCUUGCAACAGUACUCAACGGUAGGCAGAGACCAGAAAAGGGCAGCGGCGGCCAUUAAAAAAAAAAACUGAUAUCUAUGAGACUCCCGAAAUAAGUAUUUUUCUUAAUCUCGCUUAUGUAAAGACCAGUAAUGGUCUAUUUAAAAAUAUUUUAUGAUUUCUUCUUAUUGAUAAGUUAUAUAAUUUGUUAAUGUUAAGACACAUCUUAAUGAUCUCUCAACUACAUUUCCGUACACGGCGUGAAUAACUUGACAAGUCGACUAAUAUCAAAUUUUAAGUUAUAGCAGAAUUGUCGUCCAGAUUACUUGUUUUAUAUGGGGAAUAAAUGAGUAACUCGAUUCUCUCACGUAUUUUUGGGAUAUCGUACUUGUGAAUUACUAAACAACUCUGUUUCCAACGAGAACAUGAUGACAUUUAGAUAUAUCUAAACAUAUUAAUGUUAUUUAUUUAAAUAACUCAACACGUUAAGUUAUUUACGCCACAUAAUUAAAUGAACUAACAGAAUACCUGUAGAUGGUCAAUUAUUCACAUAGCCCAUAAUUGUGUUCGCGACUAUACAUAUCCGGUUGUCAAGUUAUUACCGGCAAGAAAAAGCAUAUGAUCUUCAGCAGUUCUUACCCACCCCCUAUCUUAAAACUUCUGUUUCUUUUUAUAAAAGAUCGCUAUGGUCCUAUAAUCUGACAAUCCAUGAUUUAGCAACUAAUAAGGCUACAUGUUACAUGUAGGACGAAACCAUCGGUGCUCGUUAAAUCGCGUCGUGUCUGUGGCAUUUUCUUCAGAAUUGACCUUCAAAAGAUAAACAGGUCACAUUUUAUUCAGAUACAUGUAGAGGCCAAAACAAAAAUAAUACGGGUGCAAUGAUGUUCAUGUAUUUACUUCAUGUAUAUCCAACGCUAGAAACUAUUAAUCACAAGUUUCUUGGAUUGUGAUUCACAUGGAGUGUGAUUUGGAUCAUGCCUUGAUUGAGAGAACCAAACAGAAAACGCAACUUAAAAUUAACUACCUAUUUUAAUGACUGGGUGCAACUCAUAAGAUCUUGUAAGAUUAAUAACGCAUAUGCCGUUGUACCAUAUAAGUGCGAAAAUUUCCUAAAUUAAGUUCGAAAAAAGAGCCAUUCACGAUUUAAAAAAAAGACAGAUCCGAAGAUAAAUUCUUGCGGCAGCCUGUAAAAUGGCUGCAAUACAAAAAACCUAUUGGAGAAAUACGUUUCAAGAUAGAUUUGACAGUGAAAGCUCUUUUAAGGUAAUCAACUUUCAGAAAAGGAGCAAAUAUAAUAAUAAUAUAGACAACGUCCAGAUAGAAGCUAUCGCCAAAGACAUCUUGCCAAUAAGUAGAGAAAAGAGAAGAUUUUGGUGGAUUUAUUACCUUUAAUAGACACAGCAUUUCACGAUUUUUAUAAAAACAUAAAGACUGACAGCCCACCAAAAAAUGCCACGACUUAGAUACUAAAGACUCUGAUUUAGAGGGAAACGGAGAAGAACAGUAAAGAAUAAUAGAAUAGUAAUUCCAGAACCAGAAUAAUUUCGGUUUCUUUUAAUUAAUAAAAAAUAUAAUUAAGUACAAGUUUUGGGUUUUAGUUUGAUCAAUUCAAAUGGCUUAUUAUUACAUCAUCAUUAUCCUGCCCUUCUCCCAGUCACCUGGGGUCGGCGCAACUUGUUUUCUCCUUCCAUACUCCUCUAUCAUAUACCAUUUCUUCGCUCACUCCCCUCUUACCCCUAUCGUCUUUUACGCAAUCCAUCCAUUUCAUCUUAGGUCUACCUCUUCCUCUAUAUCCAUCCACAUUUAUAGUUAACACUCUCAUACCAACCUCAUUUACAUUUCGCCUCAGCACAUUUUUUUUUUAAUUGGUUAGAUGGUUGGACGAGCUCACAACCCACCUGGUGUUAAGUGGUUACUGGAGCCCAUAGACAUCUACACCGUAAAUGCGCCACCCACCUUGAGAUAUAAGUUCUAAGGUCUCAGUAUAGUUCUAAGGUCUCACAUGUCCAUACCAUCCCAUCACAUCCCAUCUCACCAUCCAACCACCAUCAAAUAGAUAUUACAUAUUUAUGUUUUUUUUUUUAAAUCUCUUAUGUUAACUAUCUUAUUACUUUUCUCGGAUUUUAAUAAAUUGCUUAGGUGAAUAAAUUAACAAGUCGUCGGUGAACAACUUGAUAUGUCAUUUUUUUCUUUAUUAGUACGUUAAUUUAUUAUUAUACUUACACUGUGUGAAAAUUCCGAUGAAAUUACUUAAAUAAGCAUAAAAAUUAUAAAGAAGGAUAAAUAAAUAGAUUUACCAAUAAUAUGUAAACUUAAAAAUGGCUGCCCUGAAAAGUAUGCAUUUUCGACUUGUCAAUGUAUUCACGCCAUGUACGGAUUUAUCUAUGUCCUCUCGAAUAAGAUUAGUAACAUGUGUGUGUGUGUGAACUUUGAAUCGGUUCUUUUAUUUUUCUUCCUUUCUCUCCCUUAUGAUAUUCUUAUUUGUGAGUAUAUUUAGAGCUUGACUAAAUAUAUAAAAAAAAUACAAA
Messenger RNA from Bombyx mori (domestic silkworm), 5961 nucleotides. It is a transcript of the gene Oseg4, whose product is annotated as WD repeat-containing protein 35. Gene Ontology annotation, molecular function: protein binding. Gene Ontology annotation, cellular component: non-motile cilium; intraciliary transport particle A. Gene Ontology annotation, biological process: protein localization to cilium; intraciliary retrograde transport; non-motile cilium assembly. The coding region runs from base 343 to 3444 and encodes 1033 amino acids. Lineage: Eukaryota; Metazoa; Arthropoda; Insecta; Lepidoptera; Bombycidae. The record is from RefSeq and is a predicted model, not a curated record. The transcript is spliced from 22 exons.